AUUCAAUGUGCAAUACGGGUAGUAUAAAUUAUAUAUGUACAUAUCUAUUUUUUCCAUAGAAUUCAGAAUAGAAACAAAUACAUGCUUCAUCACAUUGCCAUCACUGUGUUAACUUGAGUUCAAACAUUUUGCAUUUACUACUCGAGAAGCAUUCUUUUUUUAUCGUUUUUGUUAUUAACUUCGGUAUUGUUUUUUGGAAUUAAUUGUCAUCAUGAAUACAUUAAUUAGAUGCUUAGGACAUUCUUUAAAAAUGUCCAACAUGGCCAUUAAUAACUUCACUAGGAAUAUGUCAAUAUCACCCAUUAGCCAAUCGCUAUUGCUUACAACUCGAAAGAUACAGACAUGUAAACCUUUCAAUGUUCGGCUUGCACAUUCUUCAGUUGAAAAAGAACUUCAACAGUUUUUAGACAACGAAAUAAAAACUGAAGAACAAACAUCAGACAAGACUUAUCUACCUAAAACAUUUGAAGGAUUUAAAGUAAACGCUGAUGGAGCAGAAAUUGAAUUGAUCAAGGAAUCCUCUGAUGAAACAAUUGCUAUCAAAUUCAACAUUAACCAUUCAGUAUCUGAAGAAGAAACUGAAGGUGCAGAAAAAGUUGCAUUAAGAUCUAAACCAGAUUUUGAAGUAGAUAUCACUCGAGGCAAUACUAUUCUUGGUUUUAACUGUUCAUAUGCUAGCAAUUUUGACAAUGCAGAAUUAGAAGAAGCAGAUGAAGAUGUAUUUCAUAUUGAUGAGGUAACUAUUUACGAAGACAAAUACUCGGACAAUAAAUAUGCCCUGGCUGGAGAUACAUUAGAUAGUGACCUCUACGAUUUAUUGAUCACAUUCCUUGCAGAAAAAGGUAUAUCCAACACAUUUGUUGAAAAUCUUUCAGAUUUCAGUACGCAGUAUGAACAAAAAGUAUAUAUAAAAUUUUUAAGCGACUUAAGAAAAUUUUUUUAAGAUAAAUUAUUUUCACACUAUUAUU
Messenger RNA from Sipha flava (yellow sugarcane aphid), 968 nucleotides. RefSeq names its product complement component 1 Q subcomponent-binding protein, mitochondrial (gene P32). NCBI's taxonomy places the organism in Eukaryota, Metazoa, Arthropoda, Insecta, Hemiptera, Aphididae. The transcript is spliced from 5 exons. Gene Ontology annotation, biological process: cytosolic ribosome assembly. The record is from RefSeq and is a predicted model, not a curated record. Gene Ontology annotation, cellular component: mitochondrial matrix. The coding region runs from base 212 to 943 and encodes 243 amino acids.